AUGCGUUUCACCGCUGCCACCGUCUUUGCCCUUGUCUCCCUGGCUGCCGCCCAGGAGACCACUACUGCCCCUGCCGUCCCUGGUGCCUCUGAGCUCAGCUCCAUCAUCGCCUCCGCCUCUAGCGCCAUUGAGUCCAAUGCCUCUGGCGUCCUGAGCAGCGCCUCCGGCGCCGCCUCGUCCCUUGCCGGAGAGGCCUCUUCCCGCCUCGGCUCCAUCACCUCGGCCGCUGCCUCUGUGCAAAGCUCCUUGAGCGGGGCUCUUAGCUCUGCCACCGAUGCUUCCGCCUCUGCCAGCAUCUCUUCCGCCAUCGACGCUGCCUCCAGCUCCGCUGCAUCGGAAGCUUCCGCUGCCACCGGCUCUGCUGCCAGCACCACCGCCCCCGGCGCUGGUGCCCACCAGACCGCUGCCGUCGCUCUCGGUGCCCUCUUCGGUGGUGCCGCUCUCGUUGCCAACCUGUAA
Molecule: messenger RNA, 459 nt
Organism: Colletotrichum spaethianum
Lineage: Eukaryota; Fungi; Ascomycota; Sordariomycetes; Glomerellales; Glomerellaceae
Exons: 2
Coding region: 1-459 (152 amino acids)
Source: RefSeq, a predicted model, not a curated record